Messenger RNA from Mobula hypostoma (lesser devil ray), 1086 nucleotides. RefSeq names its product putative ubiquitin carboxyl-terminal hydrolase 50. NCBI's taxonomy places the organism in Eukaryota, Metazoa, Chordata, Chondrichthyes, Myliobatiformes, Myliobatidae. Gene Ontology annotation, biological process: protein K48-linked deubiquitination; endosome organization; protein K63-linked deubiquitination. The record is from RefSeq and is a predicted model, not a curated record. Gene Ontology annotation, cellular component: postsynaptic density; extrinsic component of plasma membrane; midbody. Bases 16 to 999 code for a protein of 327 amino acids. The transcript is spliced from 6 exons. Gene Ontology annotation, molecular function: cysteine-type deubiquitinase activity.
UUGGCCGGCGUCCCGAUGCCGGAGUCGGGCAGCGUCAGUGGGCGGCAGCCCAGGGCCACAGGUCAGACAGGCCUCGGGAACUCGGGCAACAGUUGCUAUCUGAACUGCGCCCUGCAGUGCCUGAAGCACAGCGAGCCGCUGGCUGAGUACUUCCUCAGCGGGGCCUACAGUCGCCAUCUGAACCGAGGCCGAGGGGAGAUCUCCAAUGCCUUCUCGGCUUUGUUGAUGGACAUGUGGCUGGGGGACUACAUGUAUGUCUUCCCGGACGAGGUGAAGAGAGUUCUUGGGAAAGCGCACCCGUCAUUCUCCGAUGGGAGCCAGCAGGACGCACAGGAACUUCUGCUGUUUUUCCUCAAUGUUCUGCAUGCUGAUCUGAAGAAGUCCACAGGCGUGAGGAAUGUGGAAACAUCAAUUGUUACGAGACUUUUCCAGGGGCAACUGAGCUACAUCAAGCUCUGCCUGAAUUGUUACCACAACUCCAGUCAAACAGAGAGCUUCCUGAGCCUCUCUCUGCCGAUGCCUCCAGACAGAAUAUGUUCCAUUCAGGAUUGCUUCAGGCUGUUUUUUAAAGAAGAGGUUCUGAGCUCGAGAGACCGGCCUUACUGCUCCUUCUGCAGCCAGAAGCAGGACCAGAUGGAGAGCAUCCAGCUGCUGAAAGCUCCAGACAUCAUCAUCAUUCACCUGAAGCGGUUUGAAUCAGGUGACAAUGGACACAGGAAACUGAGUAGCAUGGUGACCUUUCCGCUGCAAGACCUCGACCUGACCCAGUAUACAACCACUCCAGCAACUCAACACCCUAAGUACCAGCUGUACGCCGUGGUGAACCACACUGGUACCUUGGAGAGUGGUCACUAUACUGCCUUCUGCAAGAAUCCACUGACACAGAACUGGCAUGAAUUCAAUGAUGCAAAAGUGACCAGCAUUUCUGAGCAGAAAAUCCAGUCACCAGCAGCCUACAUACUCUUCUAUAAUUGUGUGAAUUUCCAGUGGUCACAGUAAGGGUGUCCCUCGUCACUGUCAUAACCAUAACUCAGCUUUCAUCCUGUACUUGUCCUAGACGGAAGCAAUCAUAAUAAAUUAUGAAAU